This is a messenger RNA of Nicotiana attenuata, 2509 nucleotides long. RefSeq names its product cation/calcium exchanger 4-like. Gene Ontology annotation, molecular function: monoatomic cation transmembrane transporter activity. Gene Ontology annotation, biological process: monoatomic cation transport; transmembrane transport. The transcript has a single exon. The record is from RefSeq and is a predicted model, not a curated record. Lineage: Eukaryota; Viridiplantae; Streptophyta; Magnoliopsida; Solanales; Solanaceae. Gene Ontology annotation, cellular component: membrane. The coding region runs from base 307 to 2250 and encodes 647 amino acids.
CAAAGGGAACAUUGAAGAAUUGUAAAGGGAAUCCAUUGCAGGAAGCUUCUCAGAAAGGAGCAAACACGUUUAUCACAAUCCUUCAUUUACCCCUCAAAGCUCGCUUUCAAUUUCAAACCCUCGUUUUUCCCCCAAGAACCCUAUCAAUCUGGUCAGUACCCUUUUCUGCUUUUGAGCUAUUUUUUGUCUUACACGAAAUUCGAGUCAAUUCGAAGACUUUUCGUUGCUUUACCCGAGUUACAGUAGGUUUUUAAUUGAAAAACCGAGGAUUAUGGUUCUUGGGUAAUUCGAAAUAUUUGUUGACAAAUGGAGAAAUCUAAUGGUUUUUUCAUUAGAAAAAGUCCACGGCUUCGUGGGUUGUUCAAUAUUGUAUGUGCCCUAGUUCUAAUGUUUUUGUUCUAUAACCGUGAAGAUAUUGUGAGCAAUCCAAUUUUAAAAGAGUCAUCUUUAGUUCCUAGUCAGUGGCACACAAGGAGUAGUUUUGAUGGUUAUUCUUCUCAUACACGUGUGAUUCGUCGAGGGAUGUUAGGAGUAAACGGGUCUGCUGAUGCUAAUGAUUUAGCUGUAAAAAAGCCUCAGUUAUGUGCAGGAUUGUUUGAUCACGCAGGGUACAAGAGUAGUUGUGAUUUCUUGAAAGCUCACCCGGAUUGCUCGUCCGGAGGGUUCUUUGAUUACUUAAAGUUCUAUUACUGUGAUUGUAAUGGAAGUGCGUGGGCUUAUGUAGUGUUUGGUGUUUGGCUUGCUGCAUUGUUCUAUCUUUUGGGUAACACUGCAGCUGAUUACUUUUGUGGUUCCUUGGAGAAACUGGCUAGCUUGUUGAAGCUAUCGCCUACGGUUGCUGGAGUUGUUUUACUCCCGCUUGGUAAUGGCGCUCCGGAUGUAUUUGCGAGUAUUGCUGCUUUUGUAGGAAGUGGUGCUGGUGAUGUUGGGCUUAACAGUGUUCUAGGUGGGGCUGUGUUUGUUACUUGUAUUGUUGUGGGUGCUGUUUCUCUUUGUGUAGCUGAUCAGGAUGUUCAGGUUGACAGGAAAUGCUUUAUUAGGGAUAUUGUCUUCUUUAUUGUGACUUUGAUGUCGCUAUUGUUGAUCUUGAUUGUUGGUGAGGUUAGUGUUGGAGCAACCAUUGCUUUUGUAUUGAUAUAUGUUGUUUAUGCCUUUGUUGUUGCUGCCAAUGAGAUGUUGAGGAAGCAUGCAAGGAAAUUGAGAUUGGAUGUUGUUACCCCUUUGCUUCCUGUUAGAGGAAGUAUAUUUUCUGAAGGGACUCAGGAGGAUGACUCCAUUUAUAGCUCUUUGCUUGACGUUGAGACUGAAGACAGGAGCAUACAGUCACAUAGUUCCUUGCCGCAGUGGAUGUGGGCAUCAAAUGUGGCAAUAUAUUCUAAUCAAUCACUGAAGGUGCAUGAUGGGGAAAGACCUUUGUGGGGAUGGGUUGAGGAGGAUGGAGAAGUCAAAAGCCCGUCAUUUUCCUGCUCUCAGCUCUGUUCACUUCUGGAGUUGCCAUUGACCGUGCCAAGACGGUUGACAAUUCCCCUAGUCGAGGAGGAAACUUGGUCAAAGCCAUAUGCUGUAGGCAGUGCUGCUCUAGCUCCUGUUCUUCUUGCUGCUUUAUGGAAUACUCAAGACAAUGAAGGUACCCUAGGCAGAAAUGUUGCAAUAUUUUUUGGCAUUUCUAUUGGUUGCACGUUGGGUAUUCUUGCAUACAAGUAUACAAUAGCUGACCGUCCACCUCAGAGGUUUUUGCUUCCAUGGGUUUUAGCGGGUUUUAUUAUGAGUAUCGUUUGGUUUUAUAUGAUUGCGAAUGAACUGGUGGCACUGCUGGUUGGAUUAGGUGUGGUACUGGGGGUUAAUCCUUCAAUUCUUGGGCUAACUGUUUUGGCUUGGGGCAAUUCAAUGGGUGAUCUGGUCUCAAAUGUUGCUUUGGCGAUGAAUGGUGGAGAUGGUGUGCAGAUUGCUUUAUCUGGGUGCUAUGCAGGUCCCAUGUUCAAUACGCUUAUUGGGUUAGGAAUCUCAUUAUUCCUCGGUGCCUGGUCAGAGAAACCUUCUUCUUUCAUACUUCCACGGGACAAAAGUUUGUUCUUCACCAUAUGUUUCCUCAUGUCUGGUCUGCUAUGGGCCCUCUUUGUUCUUCCCAGGAAUGACAUGCGCCCUAACAAGAUGCUUGGUGUAGGCCUUAUCAUCAUCUAUUCGGUAUUUCUGUCUGUUAGGUUGAGCAGUGCGAUGGGAAUUUUUUCAUUCUUUGGUCUUAGUGGUUAGUAUGGAAAUCAUUUGGCACUGAGAAUUCAGAUUGUGCUAAUUGAUUUGGCUAGUGAGCUUCAUUUGUAUCUUGUUGGAAGCUUGGGACAAAGUUCCAUUGUAAGGAGCUUGUUAUGCCCAUCAAUGAUGUAUUCUACUGUACAAAUACUCACAAUGUAGGUGCUCUGCGACUCCUUUUCUUGAGUCUUCUGCUUUCUGUGUUGCAUAAUCUUCAUACUGUUUAUAUUUCUGCAAUAAAGUUUCUGUUUGAUUGAAUCAA